Messenger RNA from Mugil cephalus (flathead mullet), 1615 nucleotides. RefSeq names its product D(5)-like dopamine receptor. The record is from RefSeq and is a predicted model, not a curated record. Lineage: Eukaryota; Metazoa; Chordata; Actinopteri; Mugiliformes; Mugilidae. Gene Ontology annotation, biological process: adenylate cyclase-activating adrenergic receptor signaling pathway. Bases 55 to 1443 code for a protein of 462 amino acids. Gene Ontology annotation, molecular function: G protein-coupled receptor activity. Gene Ontology annotation, cellular component: membrane. The transcript has a single exon.
CAGCGACCGAGUCAUGAGACGAAUGUGGCACCGAAGGAGUGACUCUGGGGAUCCAUGGAGAGCUUCUACAAUCAGAGCCACGACCCGGACCGGGACUCGAACCGGGAGCAGCACCGGGUGGUCACGGCUGGAGCGGACAGCGGCGCUGGACAGGGAGGGGGUCUCAGCCUCCGCGCCCUGACCGGCUGCGUCCUGUGCGUCCUGAUCGUGUCCACCCUGCUGGGGAACACGCUGGUUUGCGCCGCAGUCAUCAAAUUCCGCCACCUGCGCUCCAAAGUCACCAACUCGUUCGUCAUCUCUCUGGCGGUGUCCGACCUGUUCGUGGCCGUGCUGGUGAUGCCGUGGAGGGCGGUGUCCGAGGUGGCCGGCUUCUGGCUCUUCGGCCGCUUCUGUGACACCUGGGUGGCCUUUGACAUCAUGUGCUCCACGGCGUCCAUCCUCAACCUGUGCAUCAUCAGCAUGGACCGCUACUGGGCCAUCUCCAGCCCCUUCAAGUACGAGCGCAAAAUGACGCGCAGGUUCGCCUUCCUGAUGAUCGGUGUGGCGUGGACGUUGUCCAUCCUGAUCUCCUUCAUCCCGGUGCAACUCAACUGGCACCGCGCGGAGCCGGACAACUCAACGGCCGACAACCCGGAGGACUGCAACGCCAGCCUGAACCGGACCUACGCCAUCUCCUCGUCCCUCAUCAGCUUCUACAUCCCCGUGGUGAUCAUGGUGGGGACGUACACGCGGAUCUUUCGUAUUGCGCAAACCCAGAUCAGACGGAUCUCGUCUUUGGAGAGGGCCGCGGGGCCCCGCGCGCAAAACCACCGCCACCGCAGCUCUACGCACGACGAGAGCUCCCUGAAAACAUCCUUUAAACGCGAGACCAAAGUUCUGAAGACUCUGUCCAUCAUCAUGGGGGUCUUCGUAUUUUGUUGGCUGCCGUUUUUCGUACUGAACUGCGUGGUGCCGUUCUGUGACGUAGACAAACUCGGAGAACCGCCGUGCGUCAGCGACACCACCUUCAGCAUCUUCGUGUGGUUCGGUUGGGCCAACUCGUCCCUGAACCCGGUCAUCUAUGCGUUCAAUGCCGACUUCAGGAAGGCCUUCUCCACCAUCCUGGGCUGCAACAAGUACUGCUCCACGUCCACGGUGGAGACGGUGGACUUCAGCAACGAGCUGGUGUCCUACCACCACGACACCACCAUGCAGAAGGAGGCGUGCGCCAUGCCAGGCUCUGGGCCACAGAGACUCGUGGCCCCGCACACCGGAGGAGACCUAGAGCAGAACUUUGACAAGGUUUCUGUCCUUUCUGGUGAUUCCAGGAACCAAAGGAACCUGCUACUUCCCGCCAUCUUGCAGUACGAGUGUGAGGCAGAGAUCUCCUUACACAUGAUGCCCUUCAACUCCCCAGGACCCACCGACUGUUAUGUCAUCCCAGGUCAGAUCCAGGACCUGUGAGACCCCUGUAGCUCUGAAACUGUUCACCUAUGACUCCUAUGAAACAUCACAGAGCAGGAAUGUGGCUAAAUGUCAGCUCUUCUCCACUUUACAAAGUUAAAGUGUUUGUUUUGUGAACUUUCUUGGAUGAAGGGUCUCUAUCCAUCUUCAGAAGAAGAAAUCUCCUCAUGGU